Molecule: messenger RNA, 1503 nt
Organism: Brassica oleracea var. oleracea
Lineage: Eukaryota; Viridiplantae; Streptophyta; Magnoliopsida; Brassicales; Brassicaceae
Product: probable receptor-like protein kinase At1g67000
Exons: 3
Coding region: 10-1503 (497 amino acids)
Biological process (GO): protein phosphorylation
Molecular function (GO): ATP binding; polysaccharide binding; protein kinase activity
Source: RefSeq, a predicted model, not a curated record
ACAACACCAAUGAAGACUGUCUCUGUGUUGGUCUUCUUCUUCCUCUUCUUUCUCAUGAAAAAAUCCAGGAGCAAGAACCUGACACACUGUGUCAGAAUGUUCUCCUGUGGAAGCCUCGACUUCAGGUUCCCUUUCUUUAACACAACCAUGCCGUCUCGGUGCGGUCUCUUCAAGCUUAAUUGCACUGAUCACCAUAUUUCAGAGAUACAGCUUGUGGAAGAAGGGAAAUGGUACAAAGUGACGAGCGUCUCUCAAGCCGAAACCAUAACCAUCACGGACCCAAGGCUUAGCCAAAGCUUGGAAACAGGAUCCUGCAGUGACUUGUCAAGAUUCUCUCUUCCAGAUUCUCCAUGGCUCGAAAUGACCACUUUGUACAAAUGCAACAACAGUAGGAGGAAGCAUGGUUUCAGUUAUGCAAAUUGCAAAGGAGGAGGAAGCAGCUUGUAUUACUCCGAUUUGACAGAUUAUUCAGGGUGUUCAGUUAUCAAGACUCCAGAAAGCUGGGUGAUUUCAAGAAACAAGAACGGGUUUAAUCUUAAUGCUACUUUCUCUCUUCAUAUAAACCUGCCUCGAGGCUGCAGUAGCUGCCAUAGACGAGGAGGACAAUGUACGAUGAUCAAAGAAAAAUUUCGCUGCCGUGGAGGAAGCAAAGAGGACUACCAAGAUGUGAAGUUAAAGCUUGGAUUAGGACUAUCAGCUGGUUUAACUGUUAUUAUCAUUAUACUGGUCCUGAUAACAGUAAGAGUGAAAAAAACAAGAAAGAGUGACUGGAAUACCGAGAGCGUUGAAGCAGUGGUAAUGCUGAAACGAUAUAGUUACGCAAGAGUUAAGAAGAUGACUAACUCAUUUGCACACGUUCUCGGGAAAGGAGGAUUUGGAACAGUAUACAAAGGCAAGUUACCAGAUGGAGGCGUAGAUAUUGCAGUGAAGAUCUUGAAGGAAGGAAAGGGAACCGGAGAAGAGUUCAUCAACGAAGUAGCUAGCAUGAGUAGAACAUCUCAUGUAAAUAUUGUCUCUCUGCUUGGGUUCUGUUAUGAAAGGAACAAAAGAGCUAUAGUAUAUGAGUUCAUGCCUAAUGGAUCCCUUGACAAGUUUAUCUCCGAGAAUAUGUCAACCAAGAUAGAAUGGGAAAGGCUAUAUGACAUUGCGUUAGGUGUCUCUCGCGGCCUAGAGUAUUUACACAACCGUUGUGUAUCGAGGAUUGUGCAUUUCGAUAUAAAGCCGCAAAACAUACUCAUGGACAAGGAUCUUUGUCCCAAGAUUUCAGAUUUCGGUCUUGCUAAGCUCUGCAAAAAUAAAGAGAGCGUCAUGUCAAUGCUAGACGCUAGAGGGACGGUAGGAUACAUUGCCCCUGAAGUGUUCUCGAAUAAUUUUGGAGGAGUUUCGCAUAAGUCAGAUGUGUAUAGUUAUGGUAUGGUGAUCCUUGAGAUGAUUGGAGCAAAGAAUAUAGAAAAUUUUGGAUCCAACAAUAGUUCAAUGUACUUUCCAGAUCUUCUCUAUUAA